Solea solea (common sole) is the source of this 3232-nucleotide messenger RNA. It is a transcript of the gene pnrc2, whose product is annotated as proline-rich nuclear receptor coactivator 2. The record is from RefSeq and is a predicted model, not a curated record. The transcript has 3 exons. Gene Ontology annotation, cellular component: P-body; nucleus. Gene Ontology annotation, biological process: nuclear-transcribed mRNA catabolic process, nonsense-mediated decay. NCBI's taxonomy places the organism in Eukaryota, Metazoa, Chordata, Actinopteri, Pleuronectiformes, Soleidae. Bases 453 to 923 code for a protein of 156 amino acids.
CAUUUUGUUGCAAUCUAGACGGAGUCGGGAGGGAAGUGGAGUCCGCGACUGCCACUCUGUUUUAACAUCACAUAUUCUUGGAAGGUGACGGAUUUGUAGGGAAUAUAGUUUUCUGUGCUCCCUACGUAGUCCGCCGAGAGAAUUCAGAAAGUUUCUUCUCACUUUUUCUUCGACGAAAGGCUUUAACAACCAAGCCUGAAGAAGUCGGUCUACGGCUUCCUGGAGCAUCGUGUGCCGAGGUGAAUUGAUGUUCAGCUCGUCUCCACUUAUAAACAACACUCAGUGGCACAUGAGAACCUCAGACCUUGCUGGACACACAAGUGCGGCGAGAAGUAGACAAAAGGCUACUUCGAGGACCUGGGGCCCGAUUGGAGGUGAACGAUUAAAGGGGGAUCUCUGUCUCGUCAACUCUAUUUCGACAACAAAGAGGUGACACGUAGUGCAAAAGCAGUAUGGGAGGUGGAGAGAGAUACAACAUUCCAGCGUCCCACCCUGAGCGCCAGCUGCCCAAGAAGAACCACCAGCUUGGCCGGGUUAAGCAGAGAAGCCGUGACCAAAACGGAGCAACAACAGUAGCAGCAUCUGCAGGGGGCCUUCACCAUCACAGCCACCGCCGAAGCGACAAAGGCAUAGCCUACCACAGGUCGCCAGAGGCGCGGCAGGCCGCGUCUGCAGAGAAGAAUGCUUCUGUCCGUUUUGCCACAGCUUAUGAUCAGAACUGGGAGGGUGCAGUGUCUCACCUCAACACACUCUUGGCCACCCAGGGAAGUCCGAGCUACGCAGGGCCGAAGUUCAGCGAGCCACCCGCGCCCAGCGUGUUGCCCAAACCGCCCAGUCACUGGGUGUCCUUCCCAAUGGGCUCCUGUGACAACAGGGAGAUGAUGGCCUUCGAGCUCAAGAGCCUCCUCAAAAUGCAGGCCUGAGAGGGAUACCAACACCUGAUCAAAAAUGCCCAAACUGGGACCCCUUUUAAAGGUACCCACUCACCAGGAACUCUGCAGUGCUGUAAUACUUUUAGCUGUUUUUUUAGACUUAUGUGACUUAAGGGUUAGGGGGCAUUUGCAGUAAUGCAUCAUGCUUCUAAUGUUUACACCCAUUUUAACCACUAUUAUAAAAUAUUACAGCACUGUAGCCUUGCUGGUUGGUGAUGCCUUUAGUGGAGUCCGUCCGUGACUAAACUGGAUAUCCUUUGUACUUUUGUUUUGUUCUUUUUAACGUUGGCUGUCAAAGCAGUGUGCGAGUGUAGUUUUUUUUUUCCAAACAAGGCUUGUAGUACAGGUCAGGAAGGCUCCCAUCACAUUUAUGGUCCAUUUCUGUGGACAGGUGAGCUUUUGUUUUGAUUUACACACCUUUUGAUGAUCCUUUAGAGUAACAUCUGAAGUAUCUGUUUGCUUGAGCAAACGUAAAAGUUGUAGCAUUUUCCCCCUCCCAGGUCCCACAGUUUUUCUUAUUUCUCACAUUUCUUGUUUGGAAUGAAAAGACACUCGACUGCAAUUCUGCAGGGAAAAAGAUUAUCUUAAGCUGUAGCCAGUAAAUACAGGUCAACCAUGUAACCCCAAAUUGAAGGGUGAUAAGAGACCACGGCACACGGGCCUUGGAUUGUCAACUCCUGUACCCCCUUUAUUGCGCUGUGCGCAUAUGCACUAUAGGAGAUGAAUUUGUCUAUGGCCCUUAACACUUUGUCAUAACAUUAUUUUGUACAAGUCCUUUUUGUUAUGGUUGAAAGAUGUAUGAAGAGCUGUGUGUAACCAAAGCAUUGUUUUUUUGUGACUUUUCUUUUAUUUUGGACAUCUGUGUGUGUGUGUGUGUGGUUGGCAUUAUUGUCACUGCCACUUUAACCUCAACAGCCAGAGUUGAUGGAUGGGCUAGAGUUCGCAGGGUCACCCUUAAAUCGUUCAUUUAUUCCAGUCAGCACUGUUAUUCCUUCUCAGUCUCUGCCUAUUCAGGACAAUGCUGUGGCUUUAACACGCGGAAGAGGGCCAUGGUCAGUUUUUGGGCAUGACGUGGUCCUGUUGGCUGCAGACAUACAAGCAAGGUUAGGCAGAGCUGAGAGGUUUCUGAAUUGAAAUGACCCAAGGGACUCGACGUAAGAUGGGAGGCUGCUGUGUGUUUACAAAAUAAGUCUGUCUUUGACCACCCCAGAAUCGGCAGGUAGUUGCUGCCUCUUGCCUCAGCCUCUUGUUUAACCUCUUGCACUGCAAUCAGACAUUUUUUAUUCAUUAGUUACAGGUCAGGAUGCUAUUGAAAUGGUGGCGAGACGACUAUCUAUGGAUUCUACAUUUUUGUGACUUGGUCCUCCAAUGAGGUCCUUUUUUUUUGUUUUCCCUUUGCAGAAUUGGAGCUGUUUAUGGCCAGCCUUAAGAUGACAAAACAAAAUUAUGAGAGCUUGUUAGUGUGUUCAAGAGCCAUGUAAAUAAUGAAAUGUAUAAUGUAUAAAGAAGUACUUGUAGCAUAUGUACAUUUGCAGACUGUGUUUGAGGUCUGCGUGACAAAAGUAUUUUUAGUAAUAACACUGAAUGUAUAGACAUGCUAAGAACAUGUCUUGACUUCAAUACUGAAGAAUAUUUUUGUUAAAAAAAUACCUGCCUAAAGCAUUUGCCAGUAUCCCUGCACUGUUAUCUUUCCAGAGAUCUUGCACAUGUUUUUUAUUGUUUUGUAAUAUGCAGUGUAGGGUGAAAGAUGCUUAGUGCAAACUUGGCGUGAGCACGAAAAAUAUCAAUUGGAUCCGAGGAGACUUGCACAUGUAUGGAAUCAAAUUCUGAAUGUGAUUACACUAUGUAAGCAUGGUGUUUUUAGUCUUGAUUUGACCUGUUAGUGCCUAAGUUAACCCCCCCCCCCCCAUGCUGGAAUCAUUUUUGUUAGGUGGAGAUUUCACAGAAUGGCCAAAUGUUUUGUUUCAUUUCUCCUUUCAAAACCACGUUCAGUUCUCAGCUGUUCUUCCGCCAACUGACAACUGAAUUUGGUUCCCAAGUUAAUAACGUUCCAUUGGUUUACAUGUACCUUUUCUGUAUUGCUCAGAUUGAGCCAUGCAUGGCACUGUCUCCUUAUUCUGAAAUUUGAAACUUUGAAUUGGCUUUGAAUUUGUCCCCUUGAAACGAUGUCACUCUACAGGAAAAUGUCCCCAUUUUAAUGAUUGGUAUGAAUUGUCUUUAAAAAAAAGUGAAAAAUGCACUCUUGAAUUGAUCACAAAAUUUUAACCAAAAGAAAAAUAAAUCCCUUCCCCUCCCCCCUA